AUGAAAAGGCAUCUGGAAGAAUUGAAACGAGAGCUAGUCGAAACAAAACAGGAGGCUUGGCAAUAUCAGUCCACUCUUUCGGAUCUUCGCGGCUCACUGCGUGGUCUGAUUGAGAAAAGUCAGCUGUUAGGCGGUGGGGACCCAUCCUCCACCUCAAUUGUUGCUACCACCAGUUCCACCGCCUCUGCUUCGGUUCGCAUGAACAUGGUGGAGAUUUCUGAACUGGAAAGACUGCUUGCAGAGAGGGCAGAUGAUUCUCUGUUGGACAGCAAGCCUUUGCUGCGUGUAUGCAAUUAUUUGAAUCGCCUACAAGAGGAAAUCGACUCUCUGGAGAGCCAAGUCAUUCACCAUGCCACUGUGGUUCGUGAUUCUGUGGCGAAUUGGCGGUAA
This is a messenger RNA of Hydatigera taeniaeformis, 390 nucleotides long. The record is from the annotation of a GenBank genome assembly. Lineage: Eukaryota; Metazoa; Platyhelminthes; Cestoda; Cyclophyllidea; Taeniidae.